Molecule: messenger RNA, 1155 nt
Organism: Cylicocyclus nassatus
Lineage: Eukaryota; Metazoa; Nematoda; Chromadorea; Rhabditida; Strongylidae
Source: the annotation of a GenBank genome assembly
CCUUUGGAAGACGAACACGAUCGGGCGAAUUUCACAGCUCACACUCAUCACAUUUUGGCCGCUAUACGGGGCGUGGAUGUAGACAAGAAAGCUGUGCAAGUGCUGGUCAUUGCUCCGAGAAAAGAGGAUGUCAAACAGAUUCUGGACGAACUGCAAAAAUCCCUCUCAAGCACGAAAAUCUUGGUACACGGUUGCUGUGAACAGACCAAACUGCGAGAUGAUGGCUAUGUAUUGAGUAACGGUGUUCAUGCCCUUAUAGCAUCACCUCAGCGAGCAUGUCAUCUAUUAAGACGCCAGUUCCUGCAUACGGACACCAUAAAAGUUUUGGUAAUGGUAAAGGCGGAUGAGCUCUUCUGCACUGGUUUCAAAACUCUACUGCACGGUAUAAUCCAGUCUAUGCCUGAAAGUGUUCAGUGCGUCCUGCUAUCAGGAAAGGAACUAAUACAUGCGAGUGAAGCUGAUGACAACGCUGUAUCCCCAUACGAAAAGCUUGCCACAAGCGAACCGCGUGAACCUGUGAUAAACCGAAGACGACACAUAUGUAUUGAAGUACAAGACGAUCAACAGAGUGAGCAGUCUCGUGACUUUUGCAGAAAUAAUGUGGCUGCGAAGAAGACUCAGUUUGAAGUGCUUUGUGAUUUGUAUACGAAGUUGGAGUACGAAAAGACAGUGAUCAUAUGUAAAUGGCCGAAAAAGGCUACAUGGAUCCAGGAACACUUAGCGGCUCGAGGCUAUCGCGUAGUUUGUCUUGUUGGUAUGAAGACGAAGAAAUUUAGAGAAGAGAUGCAGAAGUUUGAGUCAUCUUCGUCAGGAGUGGUUUUGAUCACGGAGACCUCAGCUAAUCUAUUCAAAGAAAAAGAGAUCUCUGUUAUUGUCAACUAUGAAAUGCCAAGGAAAGCGAAAGGAUAUGUGGGCCGCGUGGCACCAACGGAUCUCGAGAGAGAAAGAACUGUAGUCAAUCUGGUAAAAAAUAAGCGAGAAGCAAACUUGAUGGAAACAGUUCAGUCGCAGUAUGGUAUCAGUAUCGAGCAUUUUAUGAAUCCACACUGUAUAAAGUUCUAAGUGAUCAUCAAGUGCAUGUUAUUUUGAGCAUGUGUCAUAUUCUCUGUAAAUGUAUAGUUUUAUUCUCUGCUUGAUAAAUAUGUGGUUUGAUGU